Messenger RNA from Debaryomyces fabryi, 1092 nucleotides. RefSeq lists its product as uncharacterized. Gene Ontology annotation, biological process: regulation of transcription by RNA polymerase II; chromatin remodeling. The coding region runs from base 1 to 1092 and encodes 363 amino acids. The record is from RefSeq and is a predicted model, not a curated record. Gene Ontology annotation, cellular component: nucleus; RSC-type complex; nuclear chromosome. The transcript has a single exon. Lineage: Eukaryota; Fungi; Ascomycota; Pichiomycetes; Serinales; Debaryomycetaceae. Gene Ontology annotation, molecular function: transcription coregulator activity.
AUGUCUUACUUAUCGUUUCAUAGUAAAUCAUUCUACCCCCAGGCAUUGUCUACUGGCUUACACUCCAGAAUCUCAAAGGAUCCUGAUAAUGCACUAAUUUUGAAUACCGCCCCGCAAGGAAGAAUAGCUAAAAGGAACGCUCAGCAGAUAAACUACGCAGAGCUUGAGAAUAUAAACGAUGAUUUUGAAUUUGACGAAGUACCAACUGCUACAAAUACCACUGCAGCAGUAGUUAAUAAUCAAUUAGCUUCGAAUAAUCAAAAACAUCUCUUAAAACCCGCUCGAAACACUCGUUAUCCACUAGGAUUGGAUGAUGAUCUGAAAAUAGCUGAUAUUAACCAUAAGAAUAACGACGUUCUAAUUCCAAUAAGGUUGAAUUUGGAAUACAAUGGGGGUAAUUCAAAAUUGGUUGAUUUCUUCAUGUGGAAUUUAAAUGAAACAUUAAUCACUCCUCAACAAUUCUCCAUUCUUUUAUGCAAUGACCUUGAAUUACCUACUCAUAUGCAACUGGAAAUUACAGAAUCAAUAAUUAAACAAAUUGAGGAUUAUAAUUUUGCAUCGUCACUACAGCUUCCACCUAAUAUUGAAUACCAUGUGAUAAUCGAUUUAUCGGUAAGUUUAAAUAAACAGUUAUACCAAGAUAGAUUCGAAUGGGAUUUAGCACAGAAUGAAAUAACUCCUGAGAAUUUUGCAGAUAUCGUAGUUUCAGAUUUGGGGUUAUCUUUGGAAUUCAAGCCUGCUGUGUCACACUCCUUACACGAAUUAAUUCUUAGAUUGAAAAAGGAAAUAACUGAUGGGAGCUAUAAUCAUGAGUUGCAUAAGUAUCAACAGCAAAGUGGUUUAAUAUUUGAGUGUGGUAUAAGGAUCACAACUGAAAGUAGUGUACACAAUGGAAACGAUCAAUGGGAACCUAUAGUUGAAAUCUUAACUCCAUGGGAAAUUGAAAAGAGAGAGAUUGAAAGAGAAAGAAACAUUAGAAGAUUAAAGAGAGAAAAUAUGAGGAGAGAAGUGGAUGAUUUUGGUAACAAGAGAAGAGCAUUGUUGAAUAGAAGACGAUUUGACGAACUCGAAGGAAAUUGGAGAAGUUAUUAG